AUGACCACACUACUGAAUACAGUGUCUUCAAUUUCAAAUUUACCCUUAAUGCCAAAACGAAACAGUUGCAGUUUCUUAGAUACCCGUGUUCAAACUCCUAACAAUCGCAGUUUCCCUUUCAUGAAAAUUUGUUUUUCAAGAGUCUUGGCUUCGACCCAUGAGAAAAUUUGUUUUUCAAGAGAUUGGCAGAAGGACUAUAGAAGCAGGGAAGUUCGAGCCAAUGAUGCAUUUCUUCAUUUAGAGCACAUGGUGGGUAUGGGUCAUAAACCUAAGGUAGCUCAUGUAACUCAGCUUUUGUAUGAUCUUUGUAAGUUUGGUAAAGUUCGUAAAUCUGUUAGGGUUAUGGAGAUUUUGGUAAGUUCGGGUAUUACACCUGAUGCUGAGUCAUAUACAUAUUUCGUCAAUUAUUUGUGUAGAAGAGGUAAUGUUGGUUAUGCAAUGCAAUUGGUUGAAAUGAUGGAAGCAAAUGGUUAUACAACUAAUACCGUUACCUAUAAUGCUAUGGUUAAAGGGCUUUGUAAGCAUGGAAAAUUGAAUCAGAGUAUGCAGAUUUUAGAUAGGUUGAUAAAGAAGGGUCUUGUCCCAAAUGAAGUUACAUAUUCAAUCUUGCUUGAAGCUGCUUAUAAGGAAAGGGGAGUACGUGAAGCCAUGAAGCUGCUAGAUGAGAUAAUUGCCAAGGGCGGUAAACCUACUUUGGUUAGCUACAAUGUAUUGUUGACUGGGUUGUGUAAGGAAGGUAGAACUGAAGAAGCUAUUAAGCUUUUUAGAGAAUUGCCUGCAAAAGGGUUUGAACCCAGUGUUGUGAGUCAUAACAUUUUGUUAAGAAAUUUGUGCAAUGAAGGGCGAUGGGAGGAAGCAUACAAGCUUUUAGCUGGGAUGGAUAGAGAGGGAAAGACUCCUUCUGCAGUUACUUACAACAUACUGAUCGCCUAUCUUUCUAUUGAUGGAAAAAUUGAACAGGCUUUCCAAGUUUUAGAUGAAAUGACAAAGGGUGGAUUCAAGGUGAGUGCUAGUAGCUAUAAUCCAAUUAUUGCUCAUCUCUGCAAGGAUGGAAAGGUGGAUCUUGUUGUUGAGUGUCUAGACCAAAUGAUUAAUCGGCGUUUUCAUCUUAAUCCAGGAACGUACAAUGCUAUUGCCUUGCUUUGUGAGCAAGGGAUGGUGAAGGAGGCUUUCUCAAUAUUUGAUAACUUGGGUAAAAAACAAAACUACCCUAUCCAUAUUUUCUUCCAAAAUGUGAUUUCAUUCUUGUGUAACAAAAGGAAUACAUAUUCGGCCUUUCAGAUAUUAUAUGAAAUGACGAUGCAUGGAUUUACACCAGAUUCCUAUACUUACUCGUCUUUGAUAAAAGGAUUGUGUAGGGAGGGAAUGCAUGAUGAGGCUCUCGAGAUAUUUGGGAUUUUGGAAGACUAUGACUAUUUGCCUCGUGUUAGUAACUAUAAUGCUCUUAUUCUUGGAUUUAGCAAAUCUCAGAGAGUAGAUUUGUCAAUAGAGAUACUUGAGAUGAUGGUCAACAAAGGAUGUAUGCCUAAUGAGGCAACAUAUACCAUUAUUGUUGAAGGGCUUGCUUUUGAAGAAGAAAUGGAUUUAGCGGCUAACCUAUUGAAAGAGUUACAUUUGAAAGGGGUUUUGAGUCUAAGUACUGUCAAAAGACUUUCUAUGCAACACAACUUCAAGAAGUUAACAGGAUAG
Lathyrus sativus (Indian pea) is the source of this 1689-nucleotide messenger RNA. The record is from the annotation of a GenBank genome assembly. NCBI's taxonomy places the organism in Eukaryota, Viridiplantae, Streptophyta, Magnoliopsida, Fabales, Fabaceae.